AUAAAGGUGUGGUAAAGUUCAUUAAAAGGAUACAUGUAGCUUUUGUGAACCACUCCCUCUUGCUUUUUCUUUAUCCAGCUACAUCUGACUUCGGUCUCUUCAGUGACGUUCUUAAGAGUGACCUGGUCUUCGGACCUGUCGGCUCUGUAGAUAUGCAACCCCCUCCUUGGGCUGGACCUCCAGGAUCCAGUGGGCCACCUCCUUCUGGACCCAAUAUGUUCCGCAGGACCAGGCCUCAGAAGCAAGGAAUAGCAGCGACUGCCACAAUGCCUCCACCUACCCAACCCAUGACUGAUCCUUUUGCUUUUGGCAGAGCUCAGCCCCCUAUAGCUGCAGGUGGACUUCCAACAAUACCAAACAGUAACCCUCCCCAAAUGCAAACCCCGCCUAGCACCAUCUACUCUCAGCUUGGUCCUGGCCUGCCUCCACAACCGUCAAUGCUAGAAAAUAUUCCAGCUGCACCAACUUGUCACCCACCAUCCUCUAUGCCAGGGGUGACUUUAUUUAACCCUCGUAGUUCAGCAUCUCCUGGUGUUUUCCCAGCACCGAGUUUCACAGGAUCUGCAUCUUCUAAUAGUGAACAAGAUUAUUUUAAUUCAAAAUAUCAGACACCAACCACUUCCACAGAAUUGCCACAUAUCGCGCCAACACCUAGUGAGACACCUUUUAAUCAGGAAUUUCAAGGACAGCCUGCUCUUCAUCCUGCACCCUUUCAGCCGCCCGCCCCUACUUCCUCGUCUGCCCAGUGGGUCCCUGAUCAUGGAAGUCGCCCUCCAUCAGUUCAAAACUAUUUCCAGCCAACUAGUGAUCUUCCAUUGCAUUCUUUAAAUGUCACUCCACAGACUCAGACGUAUCCUUCCCACAGCCAGUCACCCCCUACACCUCCAGUUCAACCAAGACAUCCACACAAUCAAGCCUGCCUUCCCCCUCAAAACCCUGCAACAUCUAAUAUUUCCCCGUGGCAUGAUCCAAAUGGACCCCAGCAACAAAAAUCACAAUUUCAGAGUUACUUUAAUCAAAGCUCUGAGCUCCAGGACAUUUGGUUUAACCAAUCUCCACAGGACUCAGGCUAUCACCAAAUGGCAAUUGGUCCGAGCCAUUCUCAACCUGUUGCAGACUCUGCAGGAUAUCAGCACGUGUCUAACACUGGGCAUGGACCUAACACUGGACAUGGACCAACUACCAGACCAGGGCCUACUUCUGAUUCUGCCUCAGAUCUAUGCGCUCAGGAAUCUGGUACACUCUCAAUGUUUUUCAAAGACAGUGAUGUGGAAAAUGAGGAAACACUCUCUGAUGAAAAAAAUAAGGCAUUAAAUGGGGUUGUUGGUUUUUUCCAGCCUCAUAGCAAUCCACAAACGGACAGUGGUCAUGCAGAUGCUUCCUUGAAUUACCAAGGAGUCUCUGUUCAAGAUAAUUCACACCUUCCCUAUAUGAAUGAAAGCAAUUCCCAGGGAAAUCCUCAGAAGCCUCCUGAUGCUCGGUUAGACCAUGUAGAAAAUUUGGAGUGCAUCCCAAAUCAGGAAGUAUUACCUAGUGAGAUCUACAACAGUACUGCUGUCACUGCCCCACAUGGAGUGGACCAGUUUGAAACUGGGCCAAACCUGGAAACUCCAGAUUCAGUUCCACGACCAAUGAGAUCUGCUAGUGUGUCAUCCAAUUAUAGCAAUCUGAGCCAUGGAAGUGGUACUGGCACCCGUCGACAAAAAGGAGUUGAAGGCACCUUUAUUCAGCAGGAAAGCCCACGUCUUGCUGAUAAUGCUAACCCAUCUGCUGCUACUGGAGGCUACUUUGAGCAGAUUGAUACUUCUCCAGCUGGAGAUGCGGGCAGGCAACAGAGUUCCCUAGAACAGACGUGGCAUCCAACACCUAGCCCUCCAAAACCAACGGGCAUUUUUCAAGCAAGUGCUAAUAGCUCCUUUGAACCUGUGCGCUCACAUGGAGUAGGGGUACGUCCAUCUGAGGUGGAUAGGGCUAAAAUGGUGGCUGAAGGAGGCACUGACACAUCUGGCAACUUGGAGCAGCCACCAGAUAAUAUGGAAAAUAUUUAUAGUCCAGGACGCCCCCCACCUGGAGCUACUGCUGGAGGUGGAAUACCUCAUCUGACACACCCAGUGGUUCAUUCUCGGCCUUCAUCUCGCGCUUUUGGGGCCAAUCGUCCCUGUGAAAGUCCUGCUACUACUUUGUGGGCUCAGAAUGAUCCCACAAAUUUGGGUGCUAACAUCCUUCUUGCUCCCGCUGCCCCAACAGUUCUAGCUCCUUUACGAGAACCCAGUGCUGAUGUCAUCCAGCCACCCGAAGAUGGUCCACUGGACCUGCAGCCUUUACAGAGAAUCCAGCCAACUUGUCACCAACACUCGGAGAACUUAGAAAACCCACCAAAGGUGAGUGAUUCAGAGCCAAAUGACUCUCAAGGCAACCUGGGCUGUACUUCUCUCCUCGUAUCUGGCUCAUUUCAUCAGCCUGUUUUAAUUGCCCCACCUGUCUCCAAUUACAAUAUGAUUCCCAUCAGUGCUCUGGCUCAAUCAUCCACCCUGAGUAGUCAUGUGGAAACUACCCUACCUGAGAGAUCACUUGCUCAGGGGCAGGGUGCUAGUUGUACGCAACCACCGUUUUUACCUUCUAAAGAAAAUCCACUCUUUUCUUCCGGAUCCAUGACUUUCUGUUCAUCAGCUUCUAACCAGGGUCCACUUAAUUUGACUCGAGACAAAAUGAUUGAGGCAAUAUCAGAAAUAGCUGCUUCACCGCAGUCCCAACCUGUUCAUCCCCCUCUUUCAAGAAGCCAAUCAUUGAGUGGAGACAACCAUUCUACUUUUCAUGUUAAUUCACCGUCUUCUUCUCUUGUGGCUGCUUCUGUCUCUAAUUAUAAUCAAGCAUCCAAUUUUGAACUACUUGAUUUUUCUAUGCACCAAUCACAUGUCCAUAUCCAAGCGUCUGACCAACCUCCUUCUCUACAUGAAAUGCCUCCAUCUAGUAAUGGAUUUUACCUGCAGGUCACCAAAGAUGCUCAGCAGGGGGCAAAAGGGGGAGGAAAUGCCUCUGCCCAAAUCACAGCUUCAUUACCUACCCCACAGGUACCAUUAGCAAGUGCUAACAUGCAGCAAACUCUAAAUGAAUCUUCUCAGACAUCCGAUUCUCAGACUGCACAGAUAGGACAAAAAGAGGCUCAUUCUGUUCCUGUGAGUGGAGCACAACCUCCCCCUAGUCAAAGUUCAACUUUAGCACAAGGACCUACUGCAGGGAGUGCUCCUAUAUCUGCUUACCCUCCUGGGCCACAAGGGCCAGUACCUUCACGGACUUCCCAUCCAGCUUCAGCAGAGCCACCUCGACCACCUUCAACAGCAGGUAGCCAUCAAGGUGGCUAUGGACCUCCUCCUCCUGAGGCAGGACAGAUGUAUGGUGGUUAUUAUGGUAACUAUGGCGAAUAUUCGGAUAACAGAGCGUAUCCUCCAGGCCAAUACCCACCUCCAUCUAGAGAUCCCAGAGCACAGCCAUACUAUCAAGAUGGUUCAUACCGGGGCAGAGCAGAUCCCUGGUAUGGCAGAUAUGAAGGGCAGAAUCCAGGUUACCGUGAUCCAAACUAUCAAUACAGAGAACCACAAACAGAUCGGCCCAGCUCAAGGACUAGUCAGUACUCUGACAGACCCUCAUCAAGGCAAGGCUAUCCUGAUGAUUACCAACGAGCAAACCAAAGUGCCUACAGUGAUUAUUAUGCAGAAUAUCCCAAACACUAUGAUUAUGGAGGAUACAAUUAUGGAAAUUACGACCCACGAUACAGAGGAUACUACGAUCAUUCGUAUUGGUCAUAUUACAACGAAGCGUACAGAAACAACUACUAUAAUCAGCAAAUGUAUCCUGCCAGGAAAGAAGGAUAUGAUGAUCAGUGGCGGUACUAUCCUGGUUAUGAUGCCAGUUUUGAUGAUGAAAACCAACGUAGUAGAGACCCGUAUGGCGAUGAUUUUGAUCGACGCAGCGUACACAGCGAGAGGUCUGCACACAGUGUGCACAGCUCCCACAGUCAGCACAGCAGACGGAGCAGCUUCAGCUCACGAUCCCAACAGAGCCAGGUGUACAGGAGCCAACCUGACUUGGUAUCAGCAGCUUAUGACACCACAUCAUCCACUCUGGCUGUGGACUACUCUUAUGGGCAAUAUCCGAAUCAAACCGAUGCCUCACAAAACUACAGCCAGUACCCAUAUACAUCAGAAUACACUUCAGACAGUAACUGGGUUGCUCCUGAGCAACCUCCCCCUCGUCCUGCGACCCCAGAGAAGUUCACCAUACCCCACCGCUGUGCCCGAUUUGGACCUGGUGGUCAUCUGAUUCAAGUCCUGCCUAAUCUCCCCUCAGCUGGACAACCUGCUCUUGUCGAUAUCCACAAUAUGGAGACCAUGCUGCAGGACACCACAGAUCAGGCUGAACUGCGAGUUUUCCCUGGACCCCUUAUUAAGCAGGAGACCCAUAAGGUGGACGUCAUAAAGUUUUCUCAAAACAAAGCGCUGGAGUGUUCUCGUGACAACAACUUGUUGGACAGAGACUCUGCCCGCCUGCUCUGGGACUUCAUUGUGCUGCUCUGUAGACAGAAUGGGACUGUUGUUGGAACAGACAUCGCUGACCUUUUGUUGAAGGAGCAUCGCUCAGUUUGGCUUCCAGGCAAGAGUCCCAAUGAAGCCAACUUGAUUGAUUUUAACAAUGAACCUCUUGCACGGGCUGAAGAGGAGCCUGGAGCCGGACCGCUGUCGCUUCUGUCUGACACUUUUAUGAUUGUCCCUGAAAACGUUGGCAAGGAAACUGAACGUUUCAGGGAGCUGUUGCUGUUUGGCCGCAAAAAAGAUGCACUGGAAGCAGCCAUGAAGGGAGGUCUCUGGGGUCAUGCCCUGUUGUUAGCCAGUAAGAUGGACAACAGGACGCAUGCACGUGUCAUGACAAGAUUUGCCAAUAGUUUGCCUAUGAAUGAUCCUCUCCAGACAAUGUACCAGUUGAUGUCAGGAAGGAUGCCUGCAUCAGCCACUUGCUGUGGAGAAGAGAAGUGGGGUGACUGGCGUCCUCAUCUGGCCAUGGUGUUGUCUAACCUCACUCACAAUCUGAACCUGGAUACUCGCACAAUCACCACCAUGGGUGACACUCUUGCUUCUAAGGGGCUGACGGACGCUGCACAUUUCUGCUACCUUAUGGCCCAAGUUGGACUGGGAGUUUUCACAAAGAAGAGCACCAAGAUGGUUUUGAUUGGCUCAAACCACAGUUUGCCCUUUAUUCAGUUCGCUACCAAUGAAGCAAUUCAGAGGACUGAGGCCUAUGAGUAUGCUCAGUCUCUGGGCUCCCAGCCAUGUUCACUGCCCAACUUCCAGGUGUUCAAAUUAAUCUAUGCAUGCCGGUUGGCUGAGGCAGGCCUGUGCGCCCAGGCCUUUCAUUACUGUGAAGUCAUCUCAAAGUCUGUCCUUGUGCAUCCCUCGUACUACUCUCCUGUGUUCAUCAGCCAAGUCAUUCAGAUGUCAGAAAAACUUCGGUUCUUUGAUCCACAACUGAAGGAAAAACCUGAGCAGGAGUUGUUUAUUGAGCCUGAAUGGUUGAUUCGCCUCCGACAGUUGGAUGGACAGAUAAGGACUGGACUUAUCACUUACAAUGUGGACCGAUCGACACCUGCACAGUUUGACGGCAGCAGCGAAUGUUCUGACUUGGACCAACAGACUCCAUCUGAACCUUACAGCAUGCUGGGGGAAGUGGAUGGCCAUGCUCCUAAUAACCCUCUUAUGAGUUCAUUACUGCCAGGGCCUCCACCACAAGGAGUGCAGUUAAUGCCCCCAGCUCCCACUUCAAUUCUUCAAGACAAAAUGGCUCCUCCUCAGCCUUUACUCUGUAAUGAUGCGCCACAGGUUUACCCAGUACCCCUUAGUGGACCACCAGGCCAGGUCCCUAUGCCAGGAUUUCAUCCACAAGAUCCUGGCCUUGCCCCUCCCCCCUUCCAACCUCAAUCUGAGCAGUUGGAGGUCUAUCCAGGAGCCCAUCAGCAACAUUUUCCUUCUUCACAAGAGGGACAAAUGUCACCACACACAUUUCCUUCACAGGUGCCACAUUCACCUAUACAGAUGAUUCCCCUACCGUUACAAAUGCCGCAGCACAUGCCACCUUCUCCUAGCCACAUGCCACCUAUGGAGCAGCCUUCCCUGGCUCCUCCAGAGAUGCACAGUGCUCAUCAAAUCUCAACGUCCCCACCCAGGAGCUCCUUCACACCUCAGAUGGACUUGUAUGACCAUAUGGCUAACAUGGCUCCUGGCAGAACUCGAACAAUUUCACAGUCUUCAAUGCAUAUGGCAUCGGGACGCAGCUCUCGCAGAGCAUCAGAGUCGUCAACUCACUCUGGUGGAAGAGAGCGAAGCAACUCUGCUGUGAAACAGGUGUCUCCGCCGCCUCCCUCGAUUCCUGAACAGCCACGUAAAGAAGAGGCCAAGAAAGCCAAGAAAGACUUGCCUGAAAAGAAAAGCUGGUUAUUUUGGCCCUUUGGAAAGAGGAAAAAUGAGGCUCACUUGCCAGAUGACAAAAAUCCCUCUAUUGUGUGGGAUGAAAAGAAGAACAGAUGGGUUGACUUGAAUGAACCUGAAGAGGAGAGUAAGCCCCCUCCUCCACCUCCCACUGGUUUUCCUAAGAUGCCUGGUCCUGGAGGGCCCACUGCUCCACCAAGUAGUGGUGCACCUGUCAACAUUUUUUCCAGGAAGGCAGGUACCAGGAGCAGAUAUGUGGAUGUUCUGAACCCGAGUAGAACCGUCAAGCCAAGCGGAGGCGCCCCUCCAGUGGACAUUUUUGCUCCUUUGGCACCAAUGGCCAUGCCUGCUAACCUGUUUGUGCCUAAUUCAGCUCCUGAUGAUCUACAACCUCUGGAGGGAAGUGAGGGAGGAACUCAGGAGCAGAAUUCACCAAACUCCACCGCUGCUCCACAGAUGUUCAACCCAACUUUGUUACCACCAGCCUCAGAAGGUCCUCCUUGUCCUGAUGGUUCUCAGUCUGGGGAGCUGUCACGUUCUAGCUCAAUGAGUUCUUUAUCACGUGAAGUGAGUCAGCAUUUUAACCAGAAUCAUCCUGUCCAGGGACCUCCACCUGCCGGAGGCGUCACUUUUUAUAACCCUGCACAGUUUGCACAACAGACAAGUGCACCAUCGGGAGGUGGACUACGUUCUGGCCGUUUGGGCGGUCAGCGCCAGUACCCAGUGUUGAAGUAAACAUCAUCCAAGGAAAAGAUUGUCAACAGCCUCGCUGGACAAACUGAGACUCAGAGGAAAUGAAGCACAUGGACAUACUGCUCUGUCUUAAGGACUCUUCUUUUUGCCUUUACACAAGAGGAGCUUCAUCACAUCAUGAUGGUCUUCGUCCAGCUUAACCACUAUUCUUUUCUUUUUUUAAGGCCCAGUAGAUGUCACUGGUGUUGUGUUUUGAGCACAGUGUCUUUGAAGGGCUUAUUCCUGCAACCAAACAGGAAAACUUGUAGAAAAAUAAUUUUUAUCCUGUGCUUAUCCACGAUACACAAACUGUGUUGGCAUAAUUUAGUGUACGAUAAAUGUGUUGCUCCAUUAAAGCUGCCAGCAUCCCCUUAAAAUUCACUGGUAAGAUCAUCUCGUCUUGUUUUACGCUUCUGUUUGAGCUCCAGAUGUCUGGGUGUGUGAAGGAUAGAAAGAAAGUGGCACCUUUUAUUUUCAUAAUGUAGACUUGUAUGUGCAGCUUUUUUUUUUUUUUUUAUUUAUCUGGAAGUGGCAAUUAGUGUGAGAAUGAUUUGUGUCAACGUGCUUUGUGUUAGCUUUUUUGUUUCACUCGCCCUUCAAGAAAAGAAGCAUGAGACAGAAAAGUUUUAGGACGCUGCUUGUUUCACGUAUUUAUUUAAAUGUAAUUUUGUUCUCCCCCCCCAUUAGCCGAUCACCUUCAAAGAUGUCACGGUCUUUGUCCACAUUUAUCUCAAAACUUUGAGCAGAGAAAUUGAAAGUGAAGCAGUGGUCAGAGCAGCAGAAGCCAGGGUUAAAGAUGCAUUUUAAACAAGAAAAUGAAGCUAUUC
This is a messenger RNA of Nematolebias whitei (Rio pearlfish), 8035 nucleotides long. RefSeq names its product SEC16 homolog A, endoplasmic reticulum export factor (gene sec16a). The record is from RefSeq and is a predicted model, not a curated record. The coding region runs from base 153 to 7211 and encodes 2352 amino acids. NCBI's taxonomy places the organism in Eukaryota, Metazoa, Chordata, Actinopteri, Cyprinodontiformes, Rivulidae. Gene Ontology annotation, biological process: COPII vesicle coat assembly; autophagy; Golgi organization. Gene Ontology annotation, cellular component: endoplasmic reticulum exit site; ER to Golgi transport vesicle membrane. The transcript is spliced from 30 exons.